GAUGUUGUUCCGCUUGAAAAGGCAGCGGACGAUGAAAAAGCAAACAUCACUGCCAGAGCAAAGCUGGUCGAAGAGAUGAAGGAGGUCUGCCGAGGUGUUAUUCGUGAAUUUGAAAACACGGAAAAUGAGUUGGAAACGAACAUUACCACAGCUAAACGCCAAGUUUCCCAAGCAACCGAACAGAUGAUGGGAAAGCUUCGCCAACUGGAACGUGAAGCCAUUACUGCCCUAGAGAAGACUCGCGUGUCAAGGAUUGAGAAAUUACAUUCUGGAAAAGCAUCGGUUUUCUCUUUCGAAAAGCAACUUGACCAAGCAUUUGAGUUCAGUAACAACCUGGUUGAGAGAAGCUCAAGUUCAGACAUAAUGCUAAACAAGAAAAAUGUAGAAGAACGAAUCAAAGACCUCAUCGACACCACAAUGCCUGCACUUCCGGUUAGCUCGUGUGUGGAGUUUGUGUCGAAAUGUGAACCAGAGAGUUUGAGUCUGGGAUUUACGAAGUUCAGCAAGACAGAUGUGCAAGGAUCGACCGUGGAAGGACUGGAUCAGAAUUUCCAAGCUGGUGUAGAGGCAGAGCUACUAAUUUGUCUCAAAUCAAGCGAAGGAGAAAUCAGAAACACUCAGCACACAGAUCGUGUUGAAAUACACAUAGACCCCGCGGAUCAGGUGAGGAGCUUGGUGACGAGUGAAAAAGAAGAUGGAAAUUUCCAAGCAAAAUUUGUAGCGAAAGUACCAGGUACUUAUAAAAUAGAAUUAAAGAUAAAUGGACAGAAACUUGCCAAGAGUCCAUUUUCUAUUCUGGUCAAUGCACGAGAGUUAAAUGUUGUAGGCAAGUUGGACUUACAUGGAGAAAUGCUCCGAGGUCCAGCCGGCAUUGCUGUGAACAGUAAAGGUGUUAUUGCUGUGGCUGAUCGUGACGGUCAUUGUAUCCUGGUAUUUGAUGAGACAGGAAAGUUUGUGCGAAAAAUUGGUUCUUAUGGAGAUGAGAAUGGACAAUUAGAGGAUCCAGUCGACGUCACGUUCGUAAACGAUGACGAGAUUCUGGUGGUGGAACAAUGUAAUCACCGAAUGCAGCAGUUUAAUGUACAGACAGGGAACUUUGUGAAAAGCUUUGGAAAAAAGGGAAGUAGAGAUGGAGAGUUAAAGUAUCAUUUAAGUGUUUGUAUUACAAGUGAUGGACGUUUUAUCGUUGUAGCGGAUUUUUAUAAUUUCAGAAUUCAGGUGUUUACAAUGGAUGGUGAACCUGUGUUUAAGUUUGGAGACAGCGGUCCAGAAAGGCUGGAUCAUCCUCUCAGCUGCGUUUGUUACGAGGAAAAGUUCUUUGUAACUGACCUUAAUAAUAACUGUGUGAAAGUGUUUGAUCAGAGAGGACAGUUUUUGUACAAGUUUGGAGAAAAAGGAAACGGUGAUGGACAGAUGGAUCGGCAGUAUGGCUUAUGUGUUGACAAACAUAAUAACGUUUUCUUAUGUGAU
Messenger RNA from Pocillopora damicornis (cauliflower coral), 1470 nucleotides. Its product is annotated as E3 ubiquitin-protein ligase TRIM45. The record is from RefSeq and is a predicted model, not a curated record. Gene Ontology annotation, molecular function: protein binding; zinc ion binding. NCBI's taxonomy places the organism in Eukaryota, Metazoa, Cnidaria, Anthozoa, Scleractinia, Pocilloporidae.